UCUUCGUUUCGUUCCGCUAACCCUUUAUUCCUUCAGCCUUCUUUUUCACAAUUAAUAUAAUAAUAAUUAAUUAAUUAAUUAAUCUUUCCCUUUAAUAAUCUCAAUCAUCUCUCCCUAACCUAACACAAUUUCCCUAAUGUUUCCCUCCGCCGCUCCUCCGCCGCACCCGGCGGCGCACCACCACCAAAAAUGCCGGCGACUCGAGCUCAAGUCCACCAUCCACUCCGUCAAAUCGCACAUCUCCGCCCACCAAUGCGCCUGGCUCUCCGCCACCGUCCUUCUCCAGCUCCUCAUCCUCCUCUUCCUCAACCGCGCCUCCCCUCCGCCGCCGCCAUCGCAUCCCCGCCGGCAAUUCUUCACCUCCGACGACGCCUGCCCCUACGGCCGCCUUUACGUCUACGACCUGCCGCCGAUGCUCAACCAGGACCUCCUCGACAACUGCCAGGACCUGGAGCCGUGGUCCUCCCGCUGCAACGCCGUCUCCAACGCCGGAUUCGGUCCUCCGGCGACCGGACUCGACGCCGUCGUUCCUAAAAACCUCACGCCGGCGUGGUCCUGGACCGAUAUGUACGCCGCCGAGGUCAUCUACCACGACCGCGCCAAGCACUACCGCUGCCGCACGGCGGCACCGGAAAAAGCCACGGCGUUCUACAUACCGUUCUACGCCGGGCUCGCCGUCGGAAAAUUUCUCUGGUUCAAUUACACCGCCAAGGACCGCGACUACCACGCCGCGCGGAUGCUCGAUUGGGUGAAGAAUCAACCGCCGUGGCGGAGAUCUAACGGCUCCGAUCACUUCCUGAUGAUCGGACGGCUGACUUGGGACUUCCGGCGGCUGAGCGACGACGACGGCGAGUGGGGAACGAAGUUCAUCUACAUGCCGUUGAUGAAAAACGUUCUCCGGUUGGCGGUGGAGCGCAGCCGUUGGGACCACCUCGAGAUCAGCGUGCCCUAUCCGACGUCCUUUCACCCCAGAUCCGAAUCCGAUAUCCGCGUUUGGCAGAACUGGAUCCGAACCCGACCCCGCCACCAUCUCUUCGCCUUCGUCGGGGCCACCCGGAAGAAGAUCCGGAACGACUUCCGCGGCAUUCUGAUGAACUAUUCCAAAUCCGAAUCCGGAUCCAGCCGCGUCGUCGACUGCUCCGUCGAGCACUGCUACGACGGAGCUCCGACGAUACUGGAGGCGUUUCUCGACUCCGAUUUCUGCCUGCAGCCUAAAGGCGACGGCUACACGCGGAGGUCGACGUUCGAUUGCAUGCUCGCCGGCUCGAUUCCGGUGUUUUUCUGGCGGUUGAGCACGGAGUUUCAGUACGAAUGGCAUCUUCCGGCCGCCGCGAGGAGGUACUCGGUGUUUAUCGAUAACGGCGAGGUGAGAAACCGAUCUUCGAUUAUCAAGGAAGUUUUGGAGAGAUUGAGCAAGGAGGAUGUGAGGAGAAUGAGGGAGAAUAUCAUCGAAUUCUUACCGCGAUUGUUGUACACGAGAUCGGGGACGGACUUAGGAUCUACCAGCGACGCCUUCGACGUCGCCAUGGAAGGCGUGCUCAGAAGGUUCUGGAAACAGAAGGCGGUGAACGGCGGAGAUCGCCGCCCGCCGCCACCGUAAGGUACCGUACCGUACCUUCCGGGAUUAACCCAUUUUGGCGUUCGUUACUCUGUGUAUAGAUUUAUUUUUAUUUUUAUUUAUUUAUUUAUUAUUAUUUUCAAAAUUAUAAUAUAUUCAUGCACAGAGAGCUA
This is a messenger RNA of Andrographis paniculata, 1731 nucleotides long. Its product is annotated as xyloglucan galactosyltransferase XLT2-like. The record is from RefSeq and is a predicted model, not a curated record. Gene Ontology annotation, biological process: xyloglucan biosynthetic process. The coding region runs from base 137 to 1600 and encodes 487 amino acids. Lineage: Eukaryota; Viridiplantae; Streptophyta; Magnoliopsida; Lamiales; Acanthaceae. The transcript has a single exon. Gene Ontology annotation, molecular function: galactosyltransferase activity.